Trematosphaeria pertusa is the source of this 1474-nucleotide messenger RNA. RefSeq lists its product as uncharacterized. The transcript has 4 exons. The coding region runs from base 1 to 1374 and encodes 457 amino acids. Gene Ontology annotation, cellular component: fungal-type cell wall. The record is from RefSeq and is a predicted model, not a curated record. Lineage: Eukaryota; Fungi; Ascomycota; Dothideomycetes; Pleosporales; Trematosphaeriaceae.
AUGUUAUACUACCUAUUUAGCAUCGUGAGCCUGCUCUCACCAUUCGCCUCCGGAAAGACUGCUGGGCAACUCUGUCGAGGCACGGCAGCCCUCUCAAGCGACGGCAACUGGUACUGCUCCGAGGUCACAGCGAUCACGUACAAGAACAUCAGCCAGCCCGGGAAAUACAAUCGAACAACGCAAAUCAAUCCAAACACCGGACUGUGCGACCAUGAGACCAUCUCUUACUCCGGCAUUGAGGCAUCCACACCGCUGAUCGGAGAACCGGGCAGCGCAUCUAGUAUCGCUCAGCAGCCGCCGGUCGUAGUAACGACCACGGUCACCGACACUGAGACUGUCUGCGAGAGAAGCCGUACGUCCAGCAGCCCUUGGCCGACAAGCGAGUCGCCUGCGAAUUCAACGUAUCAUGGUCCUUCAUGCCCGUGUUGGUCCACGUUUGAGACCAGAGUGUCAAGCGCCAACUCCACAACCACAUCAACCUCAAUAAGUUCCUUCGAUACUCCUGGAGCAGUGAAACGCUCUGAACAACGUUCUGUGCUGAGCGAUGCUCCCUCUCCCAUCAAGACACCUACCCCUACGUCAUAUUCAGACCCCGAUGUGAUCGCGGCUGCUGCUUCUACCUGGAGUCGCGUUGCCUAUUACACCUCCGCAGCACCAGCUGCAGCCAGUGGAUUUGCCUUCCUGGCCAACCUCGGAGAUCCGCAAAGGUCUGGUACCUUUGACUACUCGUUCGGCAACUCAUUGUCCUACGUGAUCGGAGAUGGCAGUAAGGUUGCCGCAAAUCCCACUCCCUUCGACGGCACACUUGAGACAUCUGAGCUUGAAAUCGCAGCUUUCACGGACCUGGGAUGUGGUACCGAUGUAGACUGUGGAUACGUUAGGCCCGGUGGUGUUUCAUAUUAUGGGUGGGACGGCCCCUCGAAAGCCUUCUUGAUAGAAUUCCAAAUGGACCACUACAACAACACAGGCCCAAACUAUGGGGCCAUCUCUGACGCACCUGCCUGGUGGUUCCUCAACGCGGCGAUCCCGCGCAUCUUGCAAUACGGCAGCGAUCGCAACAACAUCCCCUGUGCGUGCUGGUCAACCGGCUGCGGCGAGUUCGAUGCCUUCGAAGUCCUCGGUAUGGGGGAGGAACGCGCAAAGUCCACGAUCCAUCGACAAGGGAACCUAGAGGGCGGCGACUCAAACUACUUCCGGCGGCCGGUGGGAAAGACGCUGAAGUUUGCGGUGGUGUUCCACAAUUGGAAUAUCACGGCGAAGGUGCUGGAUGAUAGCUUCGACUUCUCCAGUACCCUGACGCAGGACCAGAUCGACGAUAUGAUCGCUUAUGAUCCGAACGAUGGGCAUCAUUCGCUGUUUGCGAUAGGGGAUUGACGUGGGGUGUCUGCAUUUUCUACUGGCGAAUCGGCUGGUCGCCCGACUCUCGUUGGGACUAUUAUAUUGGGCUAUAUCUGCAGCGCGGAGCAUUUUCUAG